Neopelma chrysocephalum (saffron-crested tyrant-manakin) is the source of this 3701-nucleotide messenger RNA. Its product is annotated as transmembrane protein 151B-like. The transcript is spliced from 2 exons. NCBI's taxonomy places the organism in Eukaryota, Metazoa, Chordata, Aves, Passeriformes, Pipridae. The record is from RefSeq and is a predicted model, not a curated record. Bases 308 to 1828 code for a protein of 506 amino acids.
CCGGAUCUCCCAGCCGCCCGCAGAGGCGCGUCAGGAGCCGCCGGGCUCUCGCCUGCCCACCUGGGGGGGCCGGGAGCGGCAGGGACACCCCCCACUCCGCCUCGUCUUUCUCUCCUCCCCUCCGCCGCCUCCUCCGUCCCUCUCUGCCCGCCUGCCUGGGAUGGUGGAGGGAGUCCGGAGCACCCGGCAGGGCGGCCCUGGGCGACGGGGGCGGCUCGCCACGGCCACGGUGCGGGGCGCGGCCGCGGGGGGCUCCGCCGUCCCGGGGUCCGGCAGCCCCCGCCGCCACUGCCGGUGAUGGCCAAGGAUGUCCUCGGAGGGGGAAGCCGAGGCGGCUGCUGAGAGCGGGCCGGGAAGCACCCCCGCCCCGGGGCCCGCCGCCGCCGUGCGGGAGGAGCAACGCCCCGUGAAACAGUCCCUGAGUGCUUGCAUGUGCCGAGAAUCCCACUGGAAAUGCCUCCUCCUCUCCAUCCUCAUGUACGGCUGCCUGGGUGCAGUGGCCUGGUGUCAGCUGGCCCGAGUCACCAAGCUCAGCUUCGAUAGCUCCUUCAAGGGCAAGUCCAUGAUCUACCAUGACAGCCCAUGCUCAGAUGGCUAUGUCUAUAUCCCACUGGCCUUCCUCUCUAUGCUGUAUGUGGUGUACCUGGUGGAGUGCUGGCACUGCCACGUCAAGAGAGAGCUGCAGUACAAGGCAGAUGUGGACAGUGUCUAUGAAUGCAUCAACCGCAUGCAGCAAGCCACUCCGUGCAUUUGGUGGAAGGCCAUCAGCUACCACUUUGUACGGCGAACCCGGCAGGUGACCCGGUACCGCAAUGGCGAUGCCUACACCACCACACAGGUCUACCAUGAGAGGGUCAACACACACGUGGCUGAAGCUGAAUUUGACUACUCUCACUGUGGAUACAAGGACAUCUCCAAGGAGCUCCUGGGCUUGGAGAGUCAUACAGCCACCAAGCUGAGGUUCACCAAGUGCUUCAGCUUUGCCAACAUUGAGUCUGAGAACUCUUACUUGACUCAGAGAGCUCACUUCUUCACAGAGAUCGAGGGGCUGGAUGACUACAUGGAGGUGAGGGAAGGCAUGCAGCUUAAAAAUGUGGAUUUUAAAGAGCUUAUGAUGGCCUACGGAGACCCAGAUCACCUCCCGUGGUAUGUGUCCCACUAUGCUUUCUGGGUGGCAGCUAUCCUGAUGAUCUCGUGGCCGCUCAGGGUACUCAUAGAGUAUCGGACUGCUUAUGUCCACUACCAUGUGGAGAAGCUGCUGGGCCUGGAGUAUACAGCGCCCAGUGCGGCAGAGGAGCCCUUGUACCGGUACCGCAUGCCCCGAGACACCACGCAGGACAGCACCGAGCUGGAGUGGCACAUCUGCACCAACCGGCAGCUGAUCCCUAGCUACUCGGAGGCCAUGCUCAUGGACCUGGCCAACUCCCCGACCUACAACAGCUGCACAGUGCGUCGGUAUGGCGAGGCAGCCCAUGGCUGUGAACGCUGCAACCAUGCCUCCAGCACCUCCUCCAUCUUCUCACGCCACGCUUUCCACAGCUGCAGCGGCAACUCCCGUCUCUCCCUCAACACCAGCCGCUUCUCCCUCUGCCGCAUUCAUGGCUCCCACAGGACAGGCCUUUGGAGGAGCCGCAGCAGCAGCAUUGCAGAGCGGGGCUGUCAGGAUGAGCAGUGCUGCUCCUACUCUAGCCAGCUGGCUGUCAACGAAAGCCCCCCAACCUACCAUGAUGCCCGGUUCUUCCCCGUCCUGAUUGUGCACAGGCCGGAGGGGCACGAUGGACGGCAUUUCUAUGUCAGGCGUUCCUCCUGUCUAGAAACCUCUCUGUGACAGGUCUCCAUGGUUACUUGGCUUCUCUGCCCCGUGACAUGGAUUGCGGAGGUGCCACCAGUGGGGAGCCUACAAGCAUCAGUCUCCACAGCAGGUCAGCAGGAUGAGGUUCAGCUCUUCCCCCUGCCAUUGCAAGAGGACAUAUUCACUCUGACCAACAGAUAACCUCAUUUCCAAGAGCUUCUCCCCCUCUGGCUGGUCUCCCUAAUCUUUUCUUUUGUUCCCCAUUCCUCUCACUUUUUCACUCCUCACCUUUUCUCUGCUCCUCGAUUUCCUGCAUCUCCCCCCAUCCCACCCACAGUCUUUUUUUAGGUUUCAGUCACAUUUAACUGCUGUGGCUGCUGGAAGAUUUUUAAAGCCUGUGCUUUGCCAGUACAUUUGCCCUCUUGGAUGCUUUGCAAGGUAAGAAACUCAGAUAGAGCAAGACGCAAGGCACGUAGCCAGCCAGAGUCAACUCAGAAGGAGAAUUCAGAUCUGCAGGUGCUGAGUCACCUCCUGCAAACCCCAAAUGAAGUGCUUUUUUUAUUAUUUUAUUUUCCCCAAACUUUUUUCCUCUGCUUCUGCCAUUCCUUCUCUCCUUUCUUCAUGUUCUCCUCCUCUUGCUUUACCUUCAUCUUCCAUUUUUUUUCAGUUCUCUUAUUUCUGCUUUCCAGUUUUUCUGGGGUUUUGCCAGUGAGGAUAUCUUUAAGGGCGUGACUGGACAAAAGUAAGGUUGUCACAGCAUAAAUGUCACUGACUGCUUACACAGCCACAAAUUAUUAGGCUCCUGAGAAGUGCUGAGGACUUUCUUCCAGGAGCAGUGACAUACACCAAUAAAGCAAAAUGCCCUUUGCUCACCUUGCCCUGCCUGGUCUGCAGCAGAGACGCUGCUGUGUUUCCACCUAUAGUUACCCUUCUCCAGCUCCACCCUUGUUAGCAAUCGUUGAGAGCCAUAACGUAGAUCAGUGCCCUGUUAAUGCCACUAUUUUUAGGACUGUAGGUCUGUGGUUAUUUCAUUCCUACCACCUGCUCAGUGCAGUGCAGGCUUGACGAGGGAAGAGGGACUGGAGAGGGAAAGGUAAAUAUGGUAUUAACCCUCCCACAGAGAGUCUGGAGCUUUUAGGAAGCUCUUCCACCCACAGUGUCUAUUACACCAGUUGUCGGACUGCUCUACGUUAUCUUUCAGUUUUCUGUGUGCCCUGGGGAGGGCUUUUGGCCCACAGCCCACUGCCACCUUCCCAGGCAAGAUGCAGUGACACCCCAGCCCCAGGCAGGGAGCACAGCUGGGAGCCAGCCCCACUGGCCACUCCUGCUUGGACCUCCAGGCUCUUCCCACAAGGCUUCCCCUGGAGCAGGUGUAGCACCUUCCAGAAUUAGUCCCAGCCAUUCCAAAUCCAGAAGGUGUCUGGCCCUGACAGAGCACACACUGCACUCUGGGCUGUGGGAUGCCCUCCAGACCUGGCCAGAGACCCUCCAAGAGCCAGAGAUUGAUCCAAGAAACUUGUGGCCACUCUGAGGACCCACCAGGGACCUCCCACCUGCCAAACCUCCGUCCCAUGAGGGAUGGUCAUGUGCUGAGCAAGCUCCACACCAUUUUGUCAUGUGGCUGGUGGAGAUUAUUGUCCACUCUGACUCACGGGAGAAUGCAAUACAAUUGCAAUAUGGUCCCUGUCAAAAACAAAGUGAUGUGUCACCCUACCUUACAAGUAGGUAAGAAACUGAGUCCCCAGAGGGACUGGCAACAAGUGCUUCCUCCCAAGUCCAUUCUGUGUGUAUCAACAUGUGAUAUGAGAUCUGGAAAGUCAUAUUAGUGUGUGUAGAUUAUAUGUAAGUCUGCAUACUUAUGGCAUUGACUGUUGCACCAUGAUAAAUACAUUUUGUUUUGGUUUGAUGA